This is a messenger RNA of Mesorhabditis belari, 1242 nucleotides long. The record is from the annotation of a GenBank genome assembly. Lineage: Eukaryota; Metazoa; Nematoda; Chromadorea; Rhabditida; Rhabditidae.
AUGAACACAGUCGCGCCACUUCUGCAAACGACUGCGAGGCGACUGAUACAAUCAGGCUCGCGAUGUUUGGGUUCUGAGGCAAGUCAGCCAAAAGAAGCACCAACCGGAGAUCCUUUCCAGACUUUCUAUCAUCGUGAUCUGAUCGUCACCCCAGCUGGUCCAACUGUGCGCCGCCCAAAGCCAAAACAUGGAGACACGCUCAAGUUUGGGCAUAAUUAUGCUGAUCACAUGGUUGAUGUGAAUUGGGAUGAUAAAAAGGGGUGGCAUCGACCUGAGUUGAAGCCCCUUCAACCCUUCAUGAUUCACCCAGGAGCAAAGGUGCUUCACUAUGCAAUCGAGUUGUUCGAGGGAAUGAAAGCUUAUCGUGGAGUCGACAAUCGAAUUCGUCUUUUCCGACCUGAAAUGAAUAUGCAAAGGAUGAAAAUGACUGCUAAACGAUCAGCUCUACCAGAUUUCGAUGCCGAGGAAUUGAUCCAGAUCAUGAGCGAACAGAUUCAAUUAGACGCCGAUUGGGUCCCCGCCUCGUCCACCUCCUCGCUUUAUCUUCGACCGACGCUUAUUGGAACUGAUCCAACUCUUGGUGUUGGAGAAGCUCAUAUGGCGAAACUCUUUGUGUUGAGUGGCCCUGUUGGAGCCUAUUAUGCUACCGGAUUCCAGCCAGUGUCUCUGCUUGCUGAUGCAAAAUAUUGCCGAGCGUACUCGGGUGGUGUUGGUGGAUAUAAAAUGGGAUGCAACUACGCUCCAACGAUUUGGGUUGGUCAAAUGGCGGCUGCGAAAGGAUGUCAACAGGUGCUGUGGCUCCAUGGUGAUGACGAGACGUUGACCGAAGUGGGAACGAUGAACAUUUUUGUCUAUUGGAUCAAUGAGAAUGGAGAAGAAGAACUGGUGACUCCACCAUUGACUUCUGGAUUGAUUCUCCCUGGAGUCACUCGCGAUUCGAUCAUCGAUUUGGGAAGAAAAUGGGGAGAGUUUGCGGUAAACGAACGAAAGAUCACGAUGAGCCAAGUUCGAAAAGCUUUGGAUGAAGGAAGGUUGCUGGAAAUGUUUGGAGCAGGAACCGCAUGUGUUGUCAGUCCAGUUGAUCGAAUUCUUCACAAAAAUCAGAAAACGAAUACUCUGGAUGAGCUGCACAUCCCGACGAUGCGUCAUAAUCCGUCCGUUAUGCAAAGAUUCUACGAUGUAUUGACGGACAUUCAGUACGGUCGAAGCGAUCUGAUGCCUGGAUGGACUCGAAUCGUUGCC